Molecule: messenger RNA, 669 nt
Organism: Venustampulla echinocandica
Lineage: Eukaryota; Fungi; Ascomycota; Leotiomycetes; Helotiales; Pleuroascaceae
Exons: 4
Coding region: 1-669 (222 amino acids)
Cellular component (GO): cytoplasm; nucleus
Source: RefSeq, a predicted model, not a curated record
AUGCAUUUCCUCUGCCUCCACGGCCUAGGGACAAAUAGUCAGGUCUUCGAGGUUCAGACCGCGGGGCUCCGAUAUGAGCUGGGCGACCAGCACACCUUUGAGUUUGUGGAGGGAACCAUUCCCUGGCCGAUGGCCCCUGGAAUAUCCUCAUUAUUCGACACGGACGGUUCUUACUACUCCUACUUUGAUCCAAACUCGCCGAAGAGCGCGCUUGAUGCACUGCAUCAGUUGGACGAGUAUGUAAUGGCGGAGGGCCCGUUCGACGGCGUGCUUGCCUUCUCCCAGGGGGCCUGCCUCGCCGCGAUGCACUUGAUCCGGAAGAGGCAGCAGGAUUCCCGCGGCGGCCAAGCACAACCCCCUUUUAACUGUGCUAUUUUCUUAUCGAGUAUCCCUGCCUACGAUGCGGUCGCUUUUGAGAAUCGCGGGGAGGUCCGGUUGCUGGAACCAGCGACCGAUGGACAGCCGAUUCAGAUUCCAACGGUUCAUAUUUGGGGCCAACAGGAAGACAGCAAGAAGGAUAGUGAGUUGUUGAAGGAACUUUGUAAUGCACAGCUGGCUACUAUUUUUGUUCAUGGUGGGGGCCACGAGGUGCCGGGAUUAGGGGCAAAGGGUGAUGUCACAGGCGCCGUGAAGGCUAUCAGGAGAGCAAUUUUGAAGGCGCAAAAAUAG